AAAGAGCUCCAUCAACAAUGAACCAAGAGACUUAAAGGGAAAAAAUGAUAUCCAACUUCAGGCAAAACCCCUUUUCUUUGCUCUGUUUUUGGACACUGAUACCUCUGUUUCUCAAACAGUCAAUAGCAGGCGACGACACCUUAAAAGCAGGGCAGUCCAUUAACGACACCCAAUUAAUUGUUUCAGCCACCCAGAUGUUUGAAUUGGGGUUCUUCUCUGAACCCAAAUCCUCAAAUUUCAAGUAUUUAGGAAUAUGGUAUAAGGGUAUUCCUGACGUGGUUGUUUGGGUGGCAAACAGAGAUAACCCAAUUAUAAAUUCCUCUGCCACUUUAAAGAUCAAUGGAGAUGGAAACUUUGUUCUCCUAAAUCAAACAGGUGAGGAUUUUUGGUGUUCAAAUGCUUCAAGAUCAGUUAAAAACCCUAUUGCCCAGCUGCUGGAUACAGGUAAUUUGGUGUUAAGAGAUUCAAAUUCAGGGUCUGAAAAUUACGUGUGGCAGAGCUUUGAUUACCCUUUUGAUACUCUGUUACCGGGGAUGAAACUCGGGUGGGACUUGAAAACAGGUUUAAACCGAAAGUUAAUAUCAAGGAGAAAUCAAAUGGAUCUAUCUUCAGGAAAAUUCAGCUAUGGAAUUAACACAGAUGGGGUUCCUCAACUUAUGGUUAGUGAAGGAAACAAGACAAUGUUUAGAGGGUGGCCAUGGUUUGGGAAUGGUUUUAGCCGGAGUCGGUCACAAGAAGCAAAUUUCAUGUACAAUACUUCAUUUGAGAUAUCAUUUUCAUAUAAUAAUGGUCCAAAUAAUGAGCCUUCAAGAGUUGUAUUGGAUUCAAGUGGGUCCGUUGUACACUAUAUGUGGAGCAAAGGGGACCAAAAUUGCCACAUAUCUUACACGUUUGAAGGAUCUGGGUGCAACAGCUAUGAAUUAUGUGGGAAUUUUGGUCUUUGUAGCUCUGUUUUAGUAGCUAGUUGUGGUUGUUUAGAUGGGUUUGAACAAAAAUCAACACAAAGCUUUUCAGAUGGGUGUGUGAGAAAGCAUCCAGAAAUCUGCAGAGCAGGAGAGGGAUUUAAAAAGAUAAGUAAUGUGAAAUGGCCAGAUUCCAGUGGGGAGUUUGUCAAAAUCAAAUUGGGUACUCAAAAUUGUGAGAAAGAAUGUUUGAAUGACUGCUCUUGCUUGGCUUAUGGUGCAUUGGAAAUUCCUAAGAUUGGACCUUCUUGUGUCACCUGGUUUGGGAAAUUGAUUGAUAUUAGAUUUGUUCGUGAUGCUGGAACUGGAGAAGAUCUCUUUGUGAGAGUGGCGGCUUCAGAAUUAGAAUCAAGUCAGAAGAAGAGUGGAGUUGCGGUGGUUGUGGCUAUGGUAAUCAUAUCCAUACUAAUCUUCUUGGCUUUAAUCAGCUGGCUUAUCAUCAGGAAUGUAAGAAGAAAGGCAAGAGAAGACCAAGGAGCUGUGAUGAUUGAAGCUCUAAUUCAAGAGAAUGAACUUGAGAUGCCAAUUGCUUUAAUAGAAGCAGCAACAGAUCAUUUUUCUGUUUCCAAUAAGAUAGGAGAAGGAGGUUUUGGACCAGUUUAUAAGGGCAAACUUCCAUCUGGCCAAGAAAUUGCUGUAAAAAAACUAGCAGAAAGCUCUCGCCAAGGAUUACAGGAGUUUAAAAAUGAGAUCCUUUUCAUUUCCCAGCUUCAACAUCGAAAUCUUGUCAAACUUCUUGGUUUUUGCAUCCACCAGGAAGAAACGUUACUUAUUUAUGAAUACAUGCCAAACAAAAGCUUGGACUACUUCCUUUUCGAUGACCGAAGACGUUCGUUACUCAAUUGGUCAAUGAGAAUUGAUAUCAUAAUUGGUAUAGCUCGAGGGCUUCUUUAUCUCCAUCGAGAUUCAAGACUUCGAAUAAUUCAUAGAGAUCUUAAAGCUGCCAAUAUUUUAUUAGAUAGUGGAAUGGAGCCAAAAAUUUCAGAUUUUGGCAUUGCACGCAUGUUUGGUGAAGAUCAAACAGAAACAAAAACAAAAAGGGUUGUUGGGACAUUUGGUUAUAUGUCUCCAGAGUAUGUAAUAGAUGGUCGCUUUUCAUUCAAAUCUGAUGUUUUCAGCUUUGGAGUUAUGCUUUUGGAAAUAGUUAGUGGCAAAAGGAAUAGGUACUUUUUUCACCUCGAACAUCAACAACUAAAUCUUCUUGGACAUGUAUGGAAACUUUGGAAUGAAGGAAGGGCACUGGAAUUAAUUGAUGAGACGUUGAGAGAUCAAUUUCAAGAAUAUGAAGCACUUAAAUACAUAAAUAUUGGACUUUUAUGUAUUCAAGGACGUCCAGAAAAAAGACCAACUAUGUCAUCUGUGCUUUCCAUGUUAGAAAAUAAUAACAUGGAAUUGAUAUCUCCAGAACGACCAGGAUUCUAUGAAGAAAGGUUUGAAUGGCUUGGUGUUGAUCAUUCACCAUCACUGGGUGAUAAAUUAACUUCUAGUUCAAACAAUGUUGUUACGAUUACUUUAUUUGAUGGUCGUUAAAGUACUUAAUUAUGAACACAUUGAUCUUAGAAAACUUCUGUUCUGGUUUAGUAGAUCAAUUGUUAUUGGUUUCCUUUGUAAA
This is a messenger RNA of Benincasa hispida (wax gourd), 2574 nucleotides long. RefSeq names its product G-type lectin S-receptor-like serine/threonine-protein kinase At4g27290. Gene Ontology annotation, cellular component: plasma membrane. Gene Ontology annotation, molecular function: protein serine/threonine kinase activity; ATP binding. NCBI's taxonomy places the organism in Eukaryota, Viridiplantae, Streptophyta, Magnoliopsida, Cucurbitales, Cucurbitaceae. The record is from RefSeq and is a predicted model, not a curated record. Gene Ontology annotation, biological process: recognition of pollen; protein phosphorylation.